AUGUCCUUUACACUCUGGGUUAGAUAUAGUAAUAAUCAGCCAGUUAGUCUCGAAUUUGAGACAGGAAAUGUGGAUAAAUUGAAGGAUGUGGUCAAGCAUAAACUAACAAAGUUGAGGAUAUUGGAUAAUGAUAAUAUUAUUCUUCGAAAACACGAAGGUACUGUUGACUUAGAACCAGACGCGAUUGUGGAUGAAAGCUUUGGAAAUACUGCUAAGACACCCCUUCAAGUUUCUAUCACCGGUAGCCUUUGUGUUGGUCAACACGAGCGUGAAGAUAAGCCGAAGACUUUCCUCGUUCAAUCUUACAACAAUGAGGGUGAACCAUUGUUGGGGAAAUUUGAAAAAUAUACGAUGCUUAAAGAUAACGAAUAUUUAAUCUUUUUGAAAAGAGUCGAUGCAAAAGGACUACAACUUAUAUCUGACGACAAUGAGACACCAAUGGUUGUUACCUCUUUAAACUAUAUAAUACCAGGCGAAACCUAUCAAAUAAAUGCUCCCUAUCUAACAGCAAUCAAAAAGGAAGUUACCUGGUCGAAAGUCGAAGAUAAGGCAAUAGAGGAUGAAACGUUACUAGCAGUAAAAAACUUUGUCAACGAAAGGUUUAAGUUACCUGUAGAAAUAUUUCCUAUUCGAACAAUGUAUAAGAACAAUAAUCCGAUAAUGGAGUGGGACGGGAUUAUUGUUUGCGACAAUAAGGUGUUCUUACUCGAAUCAAAACACAAAAUGACGAAAGGACACAUAGAAAGCCUUGUCAAUCGAGUAAAUGAAUUCCCAAACAAGCUCGAAGCUACUGAUAGUGCGGAAUUCAAGCAAUUAUUUGGAAAAGAAUAUAUCGGCGUCGCCUGUAGUUCGUUAUUUCCUUUGGAGUUGAGGAGAAAGUCAAUGGAGGAAGGGCUAGUGGUUGUUUUUCCGAGCGGUAAUCGUUACAAAGUAGAAGCGCCGCAAGAAUUUAACCAAUCAACGCGAUUACGCUGUGGCGUUUGCUAA
Paraglomus brasilianum is the source of this 987-nucleotide messenger RNA. Lineage: Eukaryota; Fungi; Glomeromycota; Glomeromycetes; Paraglomerales; Paraglomeraceae. The record is from the annotation of a GenBank genome assembly.